CUUGUACCUGAUACUACGCGACCGCACGAAGACCAAAAAGGGAAAAUUAAAAGAAAGAAUGAACGGACAAGGACAUCCGGUGGGACUGGGCGCUCUGCUCGCAUGAUAGGCUCCGUCGUGAAAAAGAACCAGAAGUGUGUCUCUUACGUAGUACUUUCUGGGGGGGAAACCGCGAUGCCGUUGGGAUUCCGGUUUUUCCUGGGGGGGCGAAGAGAUUCGGCUUCGGCUCCUCUUGUGUCUCUGAUGUUGUGUGUGCUUGUUGCUACUAUGCUAUAUGGCGUGUUCUUUCGAGCUUAGGUGCCCCAGCUCUCAUGCAAUGUCUGUCAUGCGACCAUGAG
This is a messenger RNA of Aspergillus welwitschiae, 338 nucleotides long. RefSeq lists its product as uncharacterized. The record is from RefSeq and is a predicted model, not a curated record. The transcript has a single exon. Bases 103 to 297 code for a protein of 64 amino acids. Lineage: Eukaryota; Fungi; Ascomycota; Eurotiomycetes; Eurotiales; Aspergillaceae.